Mycena indigotica is the source of this 1110-nucleotide messenger RNA. RefSeq lists its product as uncharacterized. The record is from RefSeq and is a predicted model, not a curated record. Bases 1 to 1110 code for a protein of 369 amino acids. Lineage: Eukaryota; Fungi; Basidiomycota; Agaricomycetes; Agaricales; Mycenaceae. The transcript has a single exon.
AUGACGGAAUACGACUACAGCGAAGAGGCGCUGCAGGCGUACCUUGCGACCCAGGACCGCAUUUCGCGGUGGGCCAAGAAGACACAUGAAGUUCAGCAAGCGGACCCCGAGACGCCACGGACACCAGCGCUGUCCGAAGCGCCUCUACCCCGACACGGCGACGAGCGGGGCGGCAAGCGAGGCAAGUCUCUUAGAGACAGAACGCGCUCCAGCGGAGAUGGGUCAAGAGAUAGACGGCGCCAUAGAGAGAGAGAGGUCUCGCCGCCACCUCCGCUACCGGUCCCACCGCGGGGGAUCAAGCUCGGUCGUUCCCACAGCGGAGGGCCGCUUCCCAGGCCAAGAACAGCACCUCCUCCUCGAGAUAUGGACCCAUAUGCCGGAAUAUACUCCGCCCCUCGUCAUUCUAGACGCGAAAUGUACCACGGACCGCCGACCAAUCCGCCCUCCCCCACACAUCAUGCUCCCCUCCAUGGCGUCCACACCCACACCCACCAUGCCCCCAACGCUAUCCGCCAUCGCCGAUCGAAUUCCCUUCCACAGCCGGCAGUACCACCUAUGCAUCAACAUGCGCCACCUAGUCCUCAAUUAUAUGACCCUCUCCAGCCCACAUCCUAUACUUUUGCGCUCCCGCCCGCGUUCGGACCUGUACCCCGCCCCGGUCCGGUACCGAUCCGUCCCGGCGCGCCUGUCCGCACCAACUCGAAUCCAACGCCCAUGCAGCACCCCAUACAUGUACAUGCUCACUCUCACUCGCACCCGCCACACAUUAUGGCCCCGCAACCCAGACCAAUAUAUGCCACGACCGCCGCGAUCGCGUCGCAGAUCCCCCCGAUACGUUCCCAACACCAGCACCAACACAGUGUCCCCCCAAUCCGUCCGAUACGGUACGAGGGCCAGCCGCCAGGAGCCUAUGGGAGCGCCAGCGCCCCGCAUUUACCGCCGCCCGCGCCGAGGGCAGCGACCCCGAUAUCGAGCCGGUUGGGCGGUGGAAGCAGCCGCAGGCUCGCUGCCAGCGCCGCCCCCGGCCCGCCUAUGCCCAUGCCUAUGCCGAAGGAGCCCUCCUGGUUGAAGAGGGUCUUCGGCUUCCGCAUCGGAAGAAGAGGGUCGUAG